Saccostrea cuccullata (small rock oyster) is the source of this 3345-nucleotide messenger RNA. RefSeq lists its product as uncharacterized. The record is from RefSeq and is a predicted model, not a curated record. The coding region runs from base 31 to 3345 and encodes 1104 amino acids. NCBI's taxonomy places the organism in Eukaryota, Metazoa, Mollusca, Bivalvia, Ostreida, Ostreidae. Gene Ontology annotation, molecular function: protein binding; zinc ion binding. The transcript is spliced from 2 exons.
UCAAACUAUUGUUUUCUCAUACUCCCAGUGAUGGAAGCCCUGGACAGAGCUCAGGCACUCCUCUUCUGUGACUUGUGUCAGAGAACUGCAUUACAGAGUCAUUGUGAACUUUGUCAGAUUAACUUGUGUAAGGCCUGUGUAGGGGAGCAUCUCUCUGAUGCAUCCAAAACACACAAAGUUGUACCAUACAAACAAAAAACGUCUACCCCUAACUACACAAAAUGUCCAAACCACACCAAGAAACAUUGUGAACUUUACUGUGAGAAAUGUGGCAUUCCUGUCUGUUCUACCUGCAUCUCCUCUAAUAAACAUGCUAGACAUAAAUUAAAAGAUAUUUUGGAAAGACCGUACUUGCUUAAAAAAACUUUGAACAUGGAUUUGAUAGAACUGGAAAAAAGAAUAUAUCCUACCUAUUUAGAAAUUGCAUCAGAUUUAAACUCUGAAAAAGUAAACUUGGAAACACAUUACGAGAAACUGGCAACAGCUGUCAUAAAACAAGGAGAAUACUGGCACAGAGAAAUUAACAUCAUUGUCAACAAACGGAAAUCUGAAAUUGAUGAGAUGAAAAAUAAACACCUGGCUGCUCUAAAUAAACAGGACAAUAAAAUCGAACAGAUUGCUUCUAAUGUUAAACGGAGUAUUCUUGAUCUAAAGAAAUUAUUAGAAACCAAUGAAGUCCCCCUAGCCUCUACCUACAAAUCCAAGAAUGCUGAAUUCAGAAAUUUCCCUCCUAAAGUCAAUGUCACAUUACCAAGUUUCUCUCCUCAACAGAUCAAUACCGUACAGCUCCAUCAAAUAUUUGGUUCUCUGUCAGCAUUUUCCAUUUUAACAGAUGAACAUGACUACACAAUGAAUACAUCAGAAGCUGUUUGCUCUCCUUCAAUCAACCUACUACUUGAUGAACCGGAGCUCAUCACCACCAUAGACACUGGGUGUGAUGAUCUAUACAGCGUUACCUGUCUCAGUAAUGAAGAAAUAUGGACAUGUGAAGAUAACAAAAAUAUGAAACUUUACAAUCUCCAGGGCAAACUACUUAAGUCAAUACAAACGGGGUCAGGGGAAAUACCAAUCGACAUAGCAGUGACAAAGAGUUUAGAUCUUGUUUUUACUAACCCUAAUACAAGAACUGUAAACAUAGUUAAAAAUGAUAUGAUACAGGAAGUGCUCAGACUAGAGGGGUGGAUACCUUACUAUGUUUGUAGUACCUCCUCUGGUGACCUCCUGGUUAUUAUGAACAGUGAUGAUUACGAACAAUCAAAAGUUGUCCGCUUCUCUGGCUCAACUGAGAAACAAACCAUUCAGCUUGAUAGUAAAGGUAAAUCUCUGUAUUCAUCUGGUUACGUUAAAUACAUCAAUGAAAACAGGAACUUGGAUAUCUGUGUCGCAGAUUAUGGCGUCUGUGCAGUAGUGGUGGUUAAUCAGUCAGGAAAUCUCAGAUUUAGAUACACUGGUCAUCCUUCUUUUACCAAGGGAACAUUUAUUCCAGUCGGCAUUACAACAGACAGCCAGAGUCAGAUACUGACAGCAGACAGUAACAACCACUGUAUCCACAUCCUAGAUCAGGAUGGAAGGUUCCUCCGUUACAUUGAUAAAUGUGAUCUAAAGUAUCCAUGGGGUUUAUGUGUAGACACCAGCGACAACCUCUUUAGCCAUCUGAUUUUUUAUCCAAACCCCGUGAUGGACCCCCUGGACAGAGCUCAAGUACUCCUCCUCUGUGACCUGUGUCAUAAAGCUGCAUUACAGAGUCAUUGUGAACUUUGUGAGACUAACAUGUGUGAGGCAUGUGUAGGGGAGCAUCUGUCUGAUUCAUCCAAAAGACAUAAAGUUGUACCAUACAAACACAGAACUUCAACUACUAACGUUAACUACCCAAAAUGUCCAAAACACACCCAGAAACAUUGUGAACUUUACUGUGAGAAAUGUGACAUUCCCGUCUGUUCUACCUGUCUCUCCUCUGAUGAACAUCAUGGGCAUAAAUUAACAGAUGUCUUACAGAAUCCCAGCUUCAUUAAAGAAAUUUUGAACAAGGAUUUGAAGGAACUAGAAAAAAGAAUAUAUCCUACAUAUGAAGAAAUAGCAUCAGAUUUAAAGUAUGAAAAACUUAACUUGGAAAAACAUUAUGAAAAACUGACAACAGCUGUCACCAAACAAGGGGAAGUUUGGCACAGAGAAAUUAACAUCAUUGUCAACAAACAGAAAUCUGAAAUUGAUGAUACGAAAACUAAACACCUGGCUGCCCUAAAUAAACAGAAAAAAGAAAUCAACCAGAUUACAUCUGAAGUAAAAGAGUGCAUCCUUGAUCUGAAAAAAAUACUCGACUCCAAUGAUUUCUCCGUAACCUCUGCUGCUUACAAAUCCAGAAAUGCUGAAUUCAGAAGUUUACCUCCUAAAGUGAAUGUAACAUUACCAAGUUUUUCUCCUAAUCCGAUCAUUACAGAACAGCUCAAGCAAAUGUUCGGUUUUCUGUCAGCAUUUUCCCUAACAACAGAAGAACAUGGCUACACAAUGAAGACACCAGAAGCUGUAUCCUGUCCUCCAGUUAAACCCCUGCUUGAUGAACCAGAACUCAUCACCGCCAUAAACACAGGGUAUGAAUUUCUACGCAGUGUUACUACUUUCAAUGAUAAAAAAAUCUGGACAAGUGGAGAUGACAAAAUUAUGAAACUCUACAACCUCCAGGGCAAACUGCUGAAGUCAAUCCAAACCAAAUCUGGGAACAGAUCCCAUGAUAUAGCAGUGACAAGGAGUGGUUAUCUAGUUUAUACUGACCCUGAUACAAGAACUGUAAAUAUACUGAAGAAUAAACAGAUACAGGAAGUGAUCAGACUUCAAGGGUGGAAGCCUUUCUUUGUCUGUAGUACCUCCUCUGAUGACCUCCUGGUUACCAUGCACAGUGAUGAUUUUAAACAAUCAAAAAUCGUCUGCUACUGUGGCUCCACAGAGAAACAAACCAUUCAGUUUGAUAGUGAAGGUAAACCUCUGUAUUCACCUGGUAACCUUAAAUACAUCAGUGAGAACAAGAACCUGGAUAUCUGUGUGACUGACUAUAGAGCCAGUGCAGUAGUGGUGGUUAAUCAGGCAGGCAAACUCCGAUUUAGAUACACUGGUCAUCCCUCGACUACCAAGGGAUCAUUUGAUCCAUGUGGCAUUACAACAGACAGCCAGAGUCAGAUCCUGACAGCAGACAGUGACAAUGACUGUAUCCACAUUCUUGAUCAGGAUGGACAGUUCCUCUGUUUCAUCGAUAUCUGUGAUCUACCAUGUGGUUUAUGUGUAGACACCAGAGACAACCUCUUCGUGGCAGAGUAUCUCAGUGGUAAAGUGAAGAAAAUAAGAUACAUGUAA